AUGGAAGACGACGUCACCUGGGACAUCCAUAUCAAAGACGUCAUGCGCCUCGCAGCAUCCCAUUUGCCAGGUCUUUUGAAUGGAACUGGGCUGCUUGGCCUUAACCCGACGCGAAGCUCCGAGGAACAGGCUCAGGUAGAUCCGUGGCACAGCAACAUGUGGGAUUUGAUUACCUUCGGCCACUGCGCUGACGGCGAUCAGUGGAAAUCAGAGAAGGUCAAAUACGACGAUCCAUACACAAGUGGAGAGCAUGGAGAAUGGCAUGGAGUGGGUGUCAAAGGUGGCCGUCGCAUGUUGCGCAGAGCUGGCGGCAUGGCUUGUACCGGCGCGUAUGCUGUGAGUGCUCGAGGUGCCGCCAAACUUUUGCUGCGAAGUGGAUUUGACCUCAACCUUCCGGUCGACGUGAUUAUGAACGACAUGAUCAAGAGUGAUCAGCUACGAGCGUAUAGCAUUUGGCCUCCACCAGUCGUCCAAUGGCGCUAUCGUGACAAGUUGGGCAUGUGGGGAGCUAUGGGCAGUGAUAUUAGAGUAGAGCACAAGGAUAAAGAUCGCAGUGGCUGGGAAGAUGCUCAUAAGAAUCAUGAUAUCUGGCUACUGAAGGGGGAAACUAAGGGUUUGAAAGAUCCAGCGAUCAAGAGCGCCUGGGGUGUGUUAAUAGGUCAUGAAGAUGACUAG
Messenger RNA from Colletotrichum chrysophilum, 675 nucleotides. RefSeq lists its product as uncharacterized. Lineage: Eukaryota; Fungi; Ascomycota; Sordariomycetes; Glomerellales; Glomerellaceae. The transcript has a single exon. The record is from RefSeq and is a predicted model, not a curated record. The coding region runs from base 1 to 675 and encodes 224 amino acids.